CAACACUCCAAUUUCAUGGUAUUUCACAACAGAAAUCAACCAGAUAAUUAAACACGAAGAUUUCCACAAAUUUCACCAAAAAUAGAAAAGAAAAAGAAAAUCAAGCAAACCGGCAAUCAAAAUUUCAAAUUUCAAACUGCUGAACUCAUUUGUGUAUACGGAUUCUAUCCAACUUCUUCUCUUUUUUUUUAUAGCUUUGAGUCGUUGAGCUUCUACAGUCGAUCAUAUAUGGUUUCGGUGCACCCGAAUCCCCAUCCGGGUCAGGGUUUUACCCAUUUAUACAAUUUCCACUUGGGCGGGGAUCCGAUGAAGGCAGCAGAGAACAACACGGCGUCGUACUGGAGCGCCGCCGCCGCCGCCGUGGAUGAACCCGGAAAGAAGGUCCGCAAGCCUUACACGAUCACCAAGUCGAGAGAGAACUGGACUGAGAUGGAGCACGAGAAGUUUCUAGAAGCUCUUCAUUUAUUUGAUCGUGACUGGAAGAAAAUUGAGGCUUUUGUUGGCUCUAAGACAGUAAUCCAGAUUCGCAGCCAUGCUCAGAAACAUUUUAUGAAGGUUCAGAAGAAUGGAACGAGUGAACAUGUUCCUCCUCCACGUCCAAAGAGAAAAGCAGCUCAUCCUUAUCCGCAUAAAGCCCCCAAAAAAGUUGCCUCUCAAACCUCAGAACCGCUGUCUUCAGCUGCUCUUCUUGACUCCAAAUAUGCUGUGGGGCCUCAAUCAGUGUCAGUGCCCAGAAAUAUAAUUAGCAGCAAAUCUCUGUAUCAUUGGACUCCCACGGUGCCAACAGGCUGUGCCUCUCCUAUGUCAAGUGAUGAUUUUGCAUUAUCUGGUGGUGACAUGAACUGGAGUAGCAACAGUGAUGACAUUGCUCUUCACAGAUGGACGUCUAAUGAGACGAAUAGCCAAGUAAAAGAAAAAGUGAUACGAAAAAGAGCAGCUCUACCAGAUUUUGCUCAGGUUUAUCGCUUUAUUGGCCGUCUGUUUGACCCUAGUGCCAGAUGUCACUUGACCGAGCUAAAGAAGAUGGAUCCCAUAAAUAUCGAGACGGUGCUGAUGUUGAUGAGCAAUCUCUCAGCUAAUUUGGUCAGCCCUGAAUUUGAGAAUCAUAAGAAGCUGCUCUCGUAGUACAAUGCUGACAUUCAAAACGACCACACGAGCAGUGAAACCUCUUCUUAGGAGUAUUGCAAGCAUGAAAGCUCCUUGUUAUGGAUGAACCAAAUUCGGGAGUAAAUAGCAAGUUAUCUUUUCGUUUUUUCUUGUCAUAACUAAAUUUGGAAUCUAGCUGUUCUUGAGGGACAAACAUUCCACAGCUGUAGUGUGUGUUUGUGUGGUUGACAGAGGCAUAUUUUAUUGCAUCGCAUCCUCUGGAAUUGAUUGUGGAUAUCAGAUUGCAAUAUGUCUAUAUAUAAAGUUGAGGCAAUCAGUUUUUGAAAUAA
Molecule: messenger RNA, 1436 nt
Organism: Salvia miltiorrhiza (redroot sage)
Lineage: Eukaryota; Viridiplantae; Streptophyta; Magnoliopsida; Lamiales; Lamiaceae
Product: protein REVEILLE 3-like
Exons: 8
Coding region: 229-1125 (298 amino acids)
Molecular function (GO): DNA binding
Source: RefSeq, a predicted model, not a curated record